Molossus molossus (Pallas's mastiff bat) is the source of this 954-nucleotide messenger RNA. RefSeq names its product fibronectin type III domain containing 8 (gene FNDC8). The record is from RefSeq and is a predicted model, not a curated record. The transcript is spliced from 4 exons. Gene Ontology annotation, molecular function: protein binding. Gene Ontology annotation, cellular component: nucleus. NCBI's taxonomy places the organism in Eukaryota, Metazoa, Chordata, Mammalia, Chiroptera, Molossidae. The coding region runs from base 1 to 954 and encodes 317 amino acids.
AUGGCAUCAGAGGUGUUCUGUAAAGUGGGAGAUGGGGAGGAGGCCAUGGUGAAAAAGGAAACUCUCAAUGUUUUGAAUCAAAUGUCGAAGCCCUUUCCAAACCCCAAGUCUAUGAACAGGACCGUUGUUACCAAAGGACUCCCUCUUUCCUCAAGGGGCAGUUUGAUUAACUUCAUGGAGGAAGAUACCAUCAAUCUACCGAAGCCGAUGCCAGGGGAGGAAUCUGAAUGCAGCUCCGAUGACACCAGCAUCUCCCCCAUCUCAUCCACUUUGUUGAAUCCCAUCAAACUGGUCGUGACACAGCCCAACAGCAGCUUCUUUGCAGGGCUGCUGGAAGGCGAGCUGAACAAACUCAGCAUCUCCCCUAAGAAUACAGAAAAUGGGGACCUGGCCCUCUGCCCCCACAAAUCUAAGUUCCAAAUAGCCCCUGGGGGCCUGCUGGACCUUGACAACCCUGAGCUGGACACAGACACCACCUCGACAUCCUCGAAGUCCUCCGUGGUCACGGACGUGCCAGAGGCGCCCUUUAUCUGUGAACACACAGUCAGCGAUUACACGGCCGUGAUUUCCUGGACCUAUGCCCUGGGCAAGCAACCAGUCAGUUUCUACCAGGUCCUGUUGCAGGAGGUGGUCAAGAAAAAUGACAAUGAACCUCUCAAGACAAAGAAUUGCCCGUGGAUCUUCCACAAGAUCUUGGGUACCACCGUCAAGCUGAUGGAGCUGAAGCCUAACACAAGUUACUGCCUCAUCGUCCGUGCCGUCAACACAGCCGGGGCGGGGAAGUGGUGCAAGCCCUACAAAUUUGCAACCGUGGCCAAUGACCUGAGCAGCUUCCCUGAGAACAACCCCAUCCAGAUCACUGUGCGGCGCAAGGAAUCCCAGCGGAAAACAGUGACCAUGAAGCUUGAUGAGAUGCGGACACUGGAAAAUCUGGAAAACAUAUUUCCCUACUAG